AUGGCCGAAACAAUUGUGUCUUCUAUACCUGCAUCACAUGCUUUUGACCCACGUACAACGACAUGGCAAUCAUAUCGGAAUCGCAUCGGAUUUUAUUUCAAAGCAAACCGAAUAAUGGAAGACAGCGACAAGAAACCAUUAUUUUUGUGGGCAAUCGGCGAUUCAACAUUCAAUUUGUUGGAAUCAUUGAUGUCUCCAACGGCUCUCACCGAUACUACCAUCACAUUUGAAACAUUGACCAAGGUAUUAGAUUCUCAUUACGACAUUCGAAAAAACAUAAUGACAUCGACCUAUGACUUUUAUUCUUGUGUUCAAAAGCCCGGUCAAUCGUUCAUAGAGUGGAAGGCAGAACUGCGUGAAAAGGUUCGACACUGUGGGUUUACAACAUCGAAAUUAGCAAAGAAACCACAGGACAGAGCUUUACGUGACAUGUAUGUGAUUGGGAUAAGACGUCAAAAGACUCGGCAAGCUCUUUUGAAAGAAGAAGACCCAGAUCUCGAAGCAACAGAGAAAAUUAUUCAAAUGGCAGAAUGUUUACAAGAAGAUGUCCGCCAUUUCAAUGCAAAUACGGGCCAAACAGAUGGAAAUGUAGACAAGAUUGAUCGCCAACAAUCUAGUGAAACACCACGACAGCAAACUAGAUCGCAUUGGAUUCCGACGGUCUCGGAUCCGAUUGGGUCCGGCAUCGGAUUUGUUGACCUGGGGAGACAACAAAGAAAGCGAUUUAAUAAUUACGUCUUCAUAAACAUUAAAGCAGAUCUAAACAGAUUUCAAGUGAAAAAUGAAAAGUUUUUCAAUAGCCGACAUAUUCGGUCGGUCCGACUGCCACCCACAUUAGAUAAGUUUCGCUGUAGUCUAUUGUCAAGAGCAUCAAUCACCCUAUGUAGACCUUCGAAAGUAAUUGAAUGCUAUGAUGACAUACAUGAGAGUGAUCGUAAGCACAUAAAUACUACUAAAAUAGAAGUAUUUCCUCUAACAUGCCUAGGAAACGAUCAGCAGAUAAGCGGUCAUGUAAAAGUUCUGUUUACUAGAGUGUGGGUGUGUGAUUUUCUACUAUAUAGUACGUUCGAUGCCGUUGAUGACGACUGA
Molecule: messenger RNA, 1089 nt
Organism: Adineta ricciae
Lineage: Eukaryota; Metazoa; Rotifera; Eurotatoria; Adinetida; Adinetidae
Source: the annotation of a GenBank genome assembly